Messenger RNA from Colletotrichum destructivum, 1828 nucleotides. Its product is annotated as Putative fungal transcription factor. The coding region runs from base 309 to 1673 and encodes 454 amino acids. The transcript has 4 exons. NCBI's taxonomy places the organism in Eukaryota, Fungi, Ascomycota, Sordariomycetes, Glomerellales, Glomerellaceae. The record is from RefSeq and is a predicted model, not a curated record.
GCUCAGCUUACAUUUCCAAGGAAGUGCGUGUGAUUCGUCCUCGGAUAACGCAACAACACAUGACUCCGAACCUAUAAGAAGGGGGAUAGCAAUGCAGCCGAGACAAUCUAACUCCAGGUGCUGGACGAGAUGAUGUGGCGUCACCCCGCCCUCGUCCUUCCUUUGACGAUGUCAGCUUAUUCUCAUGUCGCAUCUUCGUCCUCGAUAUCUUCACUAUGGAAACCGUAUGAAUGGUUUUUCCAAGAUUUUCACUCUUUUGACGGCUUGUGUGGCUCUUGCAAGAAAUCAAAUCCACCCCGGUGCUUGAAAUGGAAUUCCACUUCGUCAACCAUGGCUCUGUUGGGUCGAAAAGCCGCAAGGUUAUCCGUAGCCACGUCAUGAAGGGAAAGAACUCGGGCAAAAAGCACGUUGCUCGGGGUCAAAAAAGGACAAGAAUUGCGACUGGAAAUGAGCCCGCCUCGCCGCCUCGGGACAUGAUCUCUACACUGCGUCGAAUGGUGGGGGACGAUCUCUCUACAUACUCUCCAGGCACUGAGAUGUCGCCUCACACACGACUCUUGUUCCACCAGUACUUCUAUAUACUCAGCGAGGCCUUGUUUCCUCCAGAGUUCUGCCAGGUUCAGAACCCCAUGAAGACAGUGUGGUUCGAUUAUCUCCUUAACGAUAAAGCCUACUUUCAUGUCUCUCUCUCGAUGACCGCAACGUGCCUCGACUUCUUCGAGUACAAGGACCACGAAUCGCCGCAAGCCAUCGCCCACAUGACAACGGCCUUUGCUCUUGUGAACCAGAAACUUUCGGGACCGGAGUCCCUGUCGGAUGCGACCAUCGCAUUGGUAUCCAUGUUGAGUUGCCAAGAAUCGAUAAGAGGAGACCUCAAAAAGUACAAAAUUCACCUGGCUGGUCUCGAUCGAAUGGUCCGGUUGCGAGGCGGCUUACACGCUUUUGAACAAAACAUGGAGCUGUUUCACAAAAUAUGCAGAUCCGACAUCCAGUACGCCCUUCACACAGACUGCCCUGCGUUCUACCACCACGACGCCAUGCCACAGCGUAUCAUGCAAGAAAUCUGCAGAAAUCCAUGUCACCCAGACAGGCCGCUGGCGGACAUCUUCAGUACCGCCGAACCAACAAUAAGAGACCUUGUGCAGGAAAUCGACGGUAUCAGUGUCUUUUUGAGCAACUGCGGCCUGCACUCCAAGCUUACGGCCGAUGAAUUCCAGUCCAUUCUUUCAUCUCUCGGCUAUCGCCUGCUGCGCAUCCGAGAUCAAGGGUACACUUGUCCUGGGGACCUCCAAGGAGCCUGCCUUCUGGGAGUCAUGAGCUUUUACACCAGUCUUCUGCUUCAGUUUGGUCGUCAGCGACAUUUGCUUUACGAAAAGAUUUCCCGAAGACUGAAGUCCUCUGUUCACGUGCUUGAUCUCGACUCGGCACAUUCGCAGUUUUUGCCCACACUGAUGUGGUUACUGAUGCUGGGAGCUAUCUCGGUGUUUGAGAAGGACGACGAUCCUUGGCUUCUACCCGAACUUGCCCGUGUCUCUGAACUAUUGACGCUCAAGGGCUGGGAGGAAACUCACUGUGAAUUGAAGAGAUAUCCAUGGGUUGGCUCGAUUCACAAUGGACAAGGCAGACGGGUAUGGGACAAGAUCCUAAGAUAUCGAGGAGAUAAAAUGGUAUAAAGGAUAAGCAUUUCAAGGUUGAAGAAACUACCAUGGGCCUUCUUGAACUGAUUCACCGUUUUCCUGGCCAUCAAGUUGAAAGAGCUCUUUGAACCAGACCCGGCUCAAUCUUCUCCAGCCUCGCGACAAGUUGAUCCCAUAUCUGCUUCUGAUAC